Molecule: messenger RNA, 2475 nt
Organism: Haliotis rufescens (red abalone)
Lineage: Eukaryota; Metazoa; Mollusca; Gastropoda; Lepetellida; Haliotidae
Product: tryptophan 2,3-dioxygenase-like
Exons: 15
Coding region: 294-1502 (402 amino acids)
Molecular function (GO): metal ion binding; L-tryptophan 2,3-dioxygenase activity; heme binding
Source: RefSeq, a predicted model, not a curated record
UACAGGACGUCGUGACAUGCUGCAAUGUUGCUGACUACGGUGUUAUUCCCCCUUGUCUCCUCAUCAUUAGGCUGGUUGGUCGGAAUGAAUGGCUAGGGUGGUUUAGCAGAAAAAAGAGCCUCGGACUUUGUGUUGUCAUCUGCAAGAACUGUUUCCAUGAAGCGUACCUCGCUAUGUUUAAGGUGCCUACAGAUAAGUGACUCCCGGGAUCGGUUGUCAAGGUUCAACUGGGGAAGCACUGCAUGGCGAAUAGCCGGCGCCUUUAAGUUGACCGAAGAAACGAAAUAAGAAGCAUGUCGAAGCAGGAACGCCUGAACUACACAACCUAUCUGAAGCUCACCGACCUCCUGCAGUGCCAGGAGCUGUGUAGCGAGAAGGCAGGAGCCGCCAUCCACGAUGAGCACCUGUUCAUCAUUACCCAUCAAGCGUACGAGUUGUGGUUCAAGCAGAUGCUGUACGAGAUCGACUCGGUCCGGGAGGUCUUCAAUACUAAGCAAAUGGAUGAGAGCAAGACACUCCUUGUUCUCAGUCGCCUCAACCGUGUUGUCCUCAUCCUCAAGCUGCUGGUUGACCAGUUCCAAAUCCUUGAGACGAUGACCCCACUAGACUUCAUUGAGUUCAGGACACACCUAGCAACAGCAUCCGGGUUCCAGAGUCUUCAGUUCCGGUUGAUCGAAAAUAAGCUGGGCGUCAAGGAAGACACCCGCAUCAAGUACAACCAGCAGCAUUACAUGAAGGUGUUCAACGACCCCAAGUCUAUCCGGCAACUCCAGGAUUCGCUGGAGUCCCCAUCAUUACUGGCACUGGUGGAGCGUUGGCUGGAGAGAACCCCCGGCUUGGGGGAGCGAACUUUCAACUUUUGGAACGUCUUCCAACAAGCUGUGUCCCGGUGGCUGGAGGAUACCAUCAUGACCCCAGCUGAGGAAGAAGUAAAUCCGCUGCAGAAGGAGACCAUGAUGCAGGAAUACCAGAAACAAAAGGACUCCUUUCAGUCAAUAUUUGAUGAAUCUGUUUACAACGGUCACAGAGAAAGAGGUGAACGUCGUUUAAGCCACAAAGCCUUCCAAGGGGCGCUGUUCAUCUCCCUCUACAGAGACGAGCCUAGGUUCAACCAGCCCUAUAAACUCAUCACGCUGUUAAUGGACAUCGACUCUCUCAUGACGAAAUGGAGAUAUAAUCAUGUGAUGAUGGUUCAGCGUAUGAUCGGCAGCAAGGUCGGCACCGGAGGGUCCUCGGGGUAUCAGUACUUGCGAUCCACAAUAAGUGACAGAUACAAGGUUUUCCUGGACCUGUUCAACCUCUCCACAUACCUAGUGCCUAGAGCAUACAUUCCAAGAUUGAGCAGUCGGUUGAAGCGGCGAUUGAGCGUGCUCUCAACCGACCAAUUGAUGGACGACAUUCAUGGAGACGAGAACGAGACAGCCAAUGGCGAGAGAGACUCUGAAUCGGCAGAUGAACGGACACUUGUAGACGGAGUUGUUAGUUUCUCGAUUGGAGACUGAAGACAGUGCGACUGAUUUGGUAUACUGCCAAAUAUUCCAUGUGUAUACUGCCAAAUAUUUAAUAUGUAUACUGUCAAAUAUUUCAGGUGUAUAUGCCCAAUAUUAUAUUUUACGCUGCCAAAAAUGUCACUUAUGUACUGUCAAAUAUUUCAUGUUUUUACUGCCAAAUAUUUCAUGUGUAUAUUGCCAAAUAUUUCAUGUGUAUACUGUCAAAUAUUUCAUGUGCAUAUGGCCAAAUAUUCCAUGUGUAUAUUGUCAAAUAUUUCAUGUGUAUAUGGCCAAAUAUUUUAUGGGUAUACUGCCAAAUAUUUCAUUUGUAUGCUGCCAAAUAUCAAAUGUGUAAAUGGCCAAAUAUUCCAUGUCUAUACUGCCAAGUAUUAUGUUCGUUGACAAUAUAAACAGCCUCGUUACACGAAGCAUUUUAGCGCUGUGACUGUCAUUACGUUUGUGGUGGGAAGGGGAAUAUCUGUUACAGACUGCUGAGAAACAAACACUCUCUUUUCUCUGGGGAAGAGCAGAAAAAUGUUUCGUUCACAUGUCAUAUUUCUUUGUGGUAAUGCAUGAUCCAAAAUAUUUGUAGAGGGGACACUAUACACAAAUUAACAUCAUUCCGUAACUAUUAUUCGUUCAUCCGGAUAACUGGAAACCCGGAAGAUUUCUUUGCAUGGUCCUGUCCAGUUUAAUGUGGUUGAACUGUAUAUACCGAUCCAAUGAAAACAUGUUGAUUUUUGUUCAGACCUUUUUUCAGUAUAUAUGUAUAAAGUACACAUAUAUUAAUAUACAUUGUACUUAGCAUAACGCUUUCAUGGCACGAUUGCAAACGUUUUCUGAAUAAUUCCAAACCAUAUGAAAGUAACUGUACUUGCAUGAUUAUAAGCCCAACUGCACUAAGCGAAGUUAUAUGAGGCUGUGGUCAAGUACACGACACGAUCCCUGUUGACUGAAUAAAUGUGGUUUAUAUCAACUUAGACCU